Paramisgurnus dabryanus is the source of this 1592-nucleotide messenger RNA. RefSeq lists its product as uncharacterized. The record is from RefSeq and is a predicted model, not a curated record. NCBI's taxonomy places the organism in Eukaryota, Metazoa, Chordata, Actinopteri, Cypriniformes, Cobitidae.
GUCGUGUUCAUCUCAAUGACUGUAGAUUCUCUGUGUGUGCCUUUCCAACAAAUCCAUGAAAUGUUGAAAAUGGUUCACACAUUUCUUCUUCUCUGUUUGUGGUUCUGCUGUAUGCUUGGUGUGUUUGGUGAUGAAGUGAAGUCAGUGUCAGUGAUGGAGGGAGAUUCUGUGACUCUAUACAGUAAUGUCACUGAAAUACAGAAGAUUCAGUUGAUAUUGUGGAAGUUUGGACCUCAAGAGACUCGAAUAGUUCAAAUCAAUGGAGAAGCUAAGAUCUCAAUAUAUGCUGAUGUUCUUGAUGGGAAAUUCAGAGACAGACUGCAGGUGAAUAAUCAAACUGGAGAUCUCACCAUCACAAACACGAGAACCACCGACUCAGGACUUUAUGAAAUGAGCAUCAGCAUCACACACAAGAUCCCAUACAGAUUCAAUGUUACUGUCUAUGAACAGAGUCGCACCUCUUAUCAUAUAGUUGUGAUCUGUUGUGUUGUUGGAUCUGUAAUGAUUGUAGCUUUAGUUUUGAUCUUCUGGAUCUACAGGAAACACAGAAACACAAAUCAACAGGUUCAAACCGGUGAAGAGGAGAUCACCUAUGUAGAUCCGAUAUUCUGUAAAAGACAAACACAUCAAUCGAAAGCUCCGGUGGAGGAUGAGGUGCUGUACUCAAAUGUCAUGAGACGAUGAUCAAACUCUCGAUGUCACUGGAUUUCAAUGUAUUCAUUUUAUAAAAAAUCAUCAAAGGAUUUGAACUUUUGUUUGGGCAUACAGAACAUAUUCAUGAAUUCACCAAUGUAUCAUUGUCAGCAGUCUACCAGCAAGAAAUAUGAUGGACAAGACAAUGUUUACUAAUUAUCAGCUAAAUAAAUACUGCACAGGGUUAACACAACUGUGAGUAGAUUGACUGCAGUUUAUUUGAGUAUCACUUGUAUAGUAUUCCUAUAAAUGCAUAUAAGCUUCAUUUCUGACUCAAAGUGAAACUUAAGUGUGGAAAGAAAUGUGGUUAUGUUUUGAGUGAAUGCGUGCGAGAGCGAGAUAGAGAGCGAGAGAAGAAAGCGUGAGACCAAUGUCCCCAUAAUUUAAAUAAAAAGAAGUUACACGUGCACCAUAUAGUGGGUUCGCUAUUUACAUGGCAGAAUUUACAAGAGAAAAAAAUGUAAUGCUUCUUCAGAGAGGAAACCAAUUUCAUUCUGUAUUAGGCUUCUGCAAAUAGGUCAUUCUGAUACAUGCAACGUAAACACAUCUUACUAACGCGCUUUAAAUAAAGUAAAAUAAAAAAUACUCUAGUCUAGAGUCUAUUUCAGCUGCCUUAAAACAGCAACAAGCCAACAAUCCGCCUGAAACACCUCGUUUACAGACCAGCACACCCAUGGGCAAACAGGUGGGUGCAAAUGUGUGCAUCGGAAGAAACACUUCGCGCCUGCCUGGUGUCGCAUUGCGCCGGGUGCAUAUAGGGUCCAUUAUGUCUAUGGAAAGUCCCACAAUGUACAGGUAGUAUAUGUUAAUAAGGAGUUAACAGUCAGACCUUUACUCUACACAAAACAAUGCUUACGCACAACAAUGAUCAUACCAAAUUUACAAAAGUUGGUAUAAUG